Molecule: messenger RNA, 1066 nt
Organism: Rosa chinensis
Lineage: Eukaryota; Viridiplantae; Streptophyta; Magnoliopsida; Rosales; Rosaceae
Product: EEF1A lysine methyltransferase 4
Exons: 9
Coding region: 16-873 (285 amino acids)
Molecular function (GO): S-adenosylmethionine-dependent methyltransferase activity
Source: RefSeq, a predicted model, not a curated record
AAUGGCCAAGGCGAAAUGACGGAACGGCCCACACAUGCUUGUGGUCGUAAACAGAAAGCGAACGCCAUCACAGGAACCGACAAAACCAACCGAUUACUGAAGAGUGAGAUGACGCUGGGAGGAGCCACGACGACGACGACGACGACGCAGCAGCAAGCCUACGGCGAGCCAUGGUACUGGGACAACCGCUACGCCAACGAAUCCGGGGCGUUCGAUUGGUACCAGAAGUACCAAUCUCUAGCUCCCAUUAUCAAUCUGUACGUCCCCCGCCACAACCACCUCCGCCACCGCAUCCUCGUCGUCGGCUGCGGCAACUCCGCAUUUAGCGAAGGAAUGGCGGACGAUGGGUAUGAGGAGGUGCUUAGUAUCGACAUUUCAUCUGUGGUCAUCCAAGCUAUGCAGGAGAAGCACUCCAAUCGUCAAGACCUUAAAUAUUUGGAAAUGGAUGUGAGAGAUAUGAAUGCUUUCCAAACCGCUUCCUUUGAUGCUGUUAUUGACAAAGGAACUCUAGACUCUCUUCUGUGCGGAAGUAAUUCACAACAAAAUGCUGCUCGGAUGCUCAGUGAAGUUUGGAGGGUCCUCAAGGAUAAAGGAGUCUAUAUUCUGGUCACAUAUGGAGCCCCGUUGUAUCGUUUACGGUUGCUGAAAGAAUCAAGCUCGUGGGUUAUAAAACUCCAUGUGAUAGAUAAACUUGUUUCCGAUGAUAAAUCAGAACAUCCAAUAUGGGAGCUGACAAAUCCUGUUCCCUUGAAUGAUGAUGGAAGCUCAGCAGAGGAAUUGCUAGGAAACAACCCUGAUGUCCAUUUUAUUUACAUUUGUACGAAGGAUAAUUCUUUGAAGCCAGGCCUUAAGCGUGAAGUGUCAGUCGACUGAGAAAGAUAAAAAUCUUCAAUCUCCUACAAUUCCUAUCACCGUGCCUGCAUUAUUGAUUGUGUUGAAAUUAAUAAUUACAGUGUUUAUGUAUGUUGUCAUGACUCUCAUGGUAUCUCCAAUUCUUUCGUUUAUAUGCUGCUGUGAUUGUAAUAUUGAAAAUGGUCAUGACUUCCAACUUUAUAAUUUUUUGUUA